Molecule: messenger RNA, 795 nt
Organism: Colletotrichum destructivum
Lineage: Eukaryota; Fungi; Ascomycota; Sordariomycetes; Glomerellales; Glomerellaceae
Exons: 1
Coding region: 1-795 (264 amino acids)
Source: RefSeq, a predicted model, not a curated record
AUGAAGUAUCUCGCAGUGCUUGCCACCGUGGCCAUCACCACCAACGCCGUCGCCCUCCCCGAGGCCGAGGCGCAGCGCUGGAACUUCCGCUGGUGCCGCAGCGUCGGUCAGCCCUGCUGGAAGGUGAAGCGCGCCGCCGAAGCCUUCACGGCGGCCAUCACCGCCGCCGACGUCGUCGUCGACAAGCGGAGCCCCGAGGCCCUCGCCUCCCACUCCGAGGGCGGCGAGGCCUACAUGGCCAAGCGCUACCUCAACGACCUCGCCGGCGCUGUCGCCUCCUCGCAGCCGGAUCCCUUGCGCUAUUACGACGGCCUCGGCCUGGACCAGCGGUUCGCCGACGACGCAGCCGAGGGCCCCGGGAAGCGCGAGGCCGAGGCGGAAGCACAGCGCUGGGACACCCACUGGUGCCGUACCGUCGGCCAGCCGUGCUGGAAGGCUAAGAAGCGCAUCGCCGACGGGGGCGAGAAGGUCACGGAGGCCGAUUUGAGGGCCGAAGACAAGCGGCGGUGCAGCCAGCCGGGAGCGCCGUGCGCCAUCGCCAAGCGAGCCGCCGAGACCCUCGUCGAGGCCGUCGAGAGUCCCGUUGAUGGUCUCGUCGUCGUGAAGCCCGAGGCCGAGGCCGAGGCCCAACGCUGGGACACUCGCUGGAAGGAGAAGACGAAGCGGGAGGCCUUCUGCACCAAACCAGACGAGCCGUGCUGGAAGCAAGAGACCAACCUUGAGGCGUGGAAGGCCCAGCGCGACCUCGACGCCAUGGUUGUCACUGCUCGCGCCAUCAUUGAGAACGUCGCCUAG